Messenger RNA from Episyrphus balteatus (marmalade hoverfly), 3925 nucleotides. RefSeq names its product open rectifier potassium channel protein 1 (gene Ork1). The record is from RefSeq and is a predicted model, not a curated record. Lineage: Eukaryota; Metazoa; Arthropoda; Insecta; Diptera; Syrphidae. Gene Ontology annotation, biological process: stabilization of membrane potential; potassium ion transmembrane transport. Gene Ontology annotation, molecular function: potassium ion leak channel activity. The transcript has 7 exons. The coding region runs from base 730 to 3513 and encodes 927 amino acids. Gene Ontology annotation, cellular component: membrane.
GGCACUACGAGGCAGUUAUGUUUUGAUGGUAGAGAUUCGGUGUUUUUUUGCCCAGUUGUAAAACAAUCGUGUAAAAGCUCACUUCCGAAGUGGACACAGCGUUCCCUUGCUCCCUGGACUUUAUCUCUGUGUGUUUCUGAGACAACGAAGACGGUGCAAACUAUUUUCUUAAGUUCAUUUUUGUUUUGUAAGAAAUGAGCUUGACUACUUGUUCGAAAACAAACAAACUAGCUAAAUGUCUGCGCAUAUUUGUGUCCCGUCGCGUUUUGAUGCUUUAAUUUUAUUCCCACAAAAAUUCAGUUAUCUUUAGUCUUGCUAAAAAUAUUAAUAAAAAAAAUAAAGGAAAUUUGUUAUUAAUCGUCUGGGCUACGACAUAAUGCACAAAGGAUAAAUAAAUUAACUCCAAUGAAAAUGGAUAUACUAAAUACAUUCUCAGAAAGCGAGUGAUUGAAAAUUUAUUAAUAAUUUGAUUCGAUAAGGAUCUUUAUAAGUUGUGUAUAUUUAAACGUUAAAUUGUGCAUACAAAUAUCGAAUACCUAUAUAAGAGGUUUUUUUAUCCGAUAUGAUAAGAAACUUUGUAAAAAGUUGUUAAUCAAGAAGAUAUCGGUGAAAACUGAUCAUUCAAAGUGUGAAACACUAAAUAAACAUGCUUAAUGUCUAAGUGUUUUUUUUUUUUAAUUUUUUUCUUCAAAGUAUAAGAAGUUAAAUUAUACCUCGAGUAUUUAAAAAAUGAUGUCUCCCAAACGAUGGAUUCUGCUGCUGAUAUUUUAUAUAUCAUAUCUAAUGUUUGGCGCCAGUAUUUACUAUCACAUCGAACACAAUUUAGAAAAAGAAAGACGUGCAUCUCAACUACAGGAAAGAAUUGAGAUCAAUGAAUACCUCACAUAUCAACUGGAAUCUAAAAAUGAGUCAGUACAAAAUGAUGUGUUAGAAAGAAUCACAGAAUACUGCGGAAAGCCGGUAACAAAUUAUACAACUGAUACAUUUGAAGAACCAUAUACUUGGACAUUUUACCACGCGUUCUUUUUCUCCUUCACGGUUCUCUCAACAGUUGGCUAUGGAAAUCUUGCACCAACAACAACUCUCGGUCGUAUUAUAAUGAUUGCUUAUUCCCUCAUAGGUAUACCUAUUAAUGGUAUUUUAUUUUCUGGUUUGGGUGAUUUUUUCAGCAAAACCUUUACAUCAAUUUACACACGGUACAAAAAUUACAAAAUAACAAAUGAUAUCCGUUACGUUCCUCCGCAACUGAGUUUGUUUGCCACGGUUUGUAUAGCACUAGUACCAGGCAUUGCUUUUUCCAUCAUAUUGCCGUCGUUAAUGUUUUCGUAUUUUGAAAAUUGGUCUUUUGCAACAUCGGUGUAUUAUUCUUAUGUUACUAUGACGACGAUAGGAUUUGGUGACUUUGUACCAACCUUUCAACCGGAGCAACCCCAUAAGUUUGGAGGACUCUUUAUAGUAUACCAAAUAUUUAUUAUAGUUUGGUUUAUAUUCUCAUUGGGAUACCUUGUUAUGAUUAUGACAUUCAUAAGCAAAGGUCUUCGAAGUAAGAAGUUGUUGAUGCUGGAAUAUCAACUAUCAGAAAAUAUCAAAGCCACUCAGCAUCGUAUAUGGAGUGGUGUUACAAAGGAUGUUGGUUACUUGAGAAGGAUACUCAAUGAACUGUAUAUAAUAAAAUUUAAGCCUGUGUACAAUGAGCCAUUAUACUUAACAGAAAAACGUUCGAUAUCAUGUCCUGAUCUCAGUAUGUAUCGAACAGAUGCACCAAUCAUUCGCAGAAAAAGAGCCUAUUCCGAAUGUAUUGGUGCAAUGGAUCAACCACUCAGUGGUUCUCCACCAUAUAAAACAUCAUCAGAUACUGAGUUGAGUAACAUAAAUAAACAAAAGACAUUUGAAACUGCCGAAAAUUUCAAACAAACAACAGAACUAUUAGCCCAAGUUGUCAAUGCCUUGGCCUAUAUAAGACCACCAGAAGGAGAAGCUACAAUCCAUUCAUCUGGAUUCGAUGGUGGUUAUCAUGGUCUAAAUGAUUCGCAAAUUUUAUCAAGCGAAUGGUCAUUUCAAACUGGAGCUGAACCAAUACCACAACGAGGACGUGCAUUCUCCGAUUUCAAUCUUAAUUUCAAGCCAAAUUUACAUCCAUUGCCAAAUGAAUGGACAUGGAGUGGUGAUAAUGUUCAAAUUCAACAAGCAAUCAAUACUCGUUAUAAAAAAAAACGACAAUCACCUGAAGAAAACUAUAAGACAUUAUACACAAAUCCAUAUUCAGGUAUUACAAGUGGUGAAAAUGAAGGCCCAGCUUCUAGCAUGCCACGUAGGAAAUUCUCUGUUGCCGAAGGAGGCAAACAGCUUUUGAGAAAACUAAAUCCUUUCAAAAAGCGAUCAUCGCAAGGUUUCAUAGAUGCUACAGGCAUCUCAGAUAGAAAAUUCUCCAUUGCCAGUGUACCCGAGGUUCCUGAUUGGGUGACCUCAAGACAAGACUAUUACAGUACAAUCAAUGUUUGUCAAGCUAAUGAAAAGAAAAGGCUUUCAGGUAUUGAUAAUAUGGGCCUCACUGUAGAUUCUGCGGAUGCUAAUAUAUUCAAUCAGAGAAAUACAAUCUUUGGUUUAGACGAAAACCAAUACGAAAACAAAACUACCACACAACCUGUCGAGCCACCUGGUGGUAAAGUGAAAAAGCGCCGUGAAAGCUUAUUCACACAAAAUCCAAAUAUGCGCCGAGGCAGCAUGUUUAGCGCCACGGCUAAUGCAAAUCGACGUGGAAGUUUGUUUGUUAACCAACCAUCAAGAAACAUAAACAGACCACCAACAAAUCGACGCUCAAGUCUUUUCUCCGAGGACAAUGAAGAAGCUUCAAAUCAAGAAAUUCUUGAGAAUACCACCAUUGCUGACUUAAUUCGUGCCCUCGAAGUAAUGCACACCCAAGCUGUACUGGGACAACCAAUGGAAGAAAAUGUGAAUGAGCAAAAGAACCGAAAAUAUGGUACAGCCGGUAUAGCACCGUUAAGUCUUCCUCCUUUCAUGUCAAUAUUAAAUCCUGAAGAAAAACCUACUAUGUCGGGAAAUCGAUAUCAGCGACGAUCGACAAUAAUCGGAACUCCAUCGUUCCCCAGCAGUACGUCAAAUAUUUUGACGCAACGUCUACCAAACAUACCAUUAAGUCAGAAUGAUCCUCCGCCGAGUUAUUCGGAAAAGCCAACAGUAAAAUUCAAUAGACGAUUUAGUGUUCGUCCUACGAACCUCCACAUUCCACCUGGAAUGGCAGGAUCUCCAAAUUAUAGCGUUAACAGUAGUCAAAAUACUUCACAAAGUGUAGUUCAGAGAAGACUGUCUCUGAAGCCAUCACCUCUUUCAAGAGAGGCCAGUCAUCCACCUACAACUUUGACGAAUCGAGGAAUUUUGAGCUCUAGAACCGCAGCGCCACCUAGCAGCAGUAGUACACAUUCCCCAUUAUCACGAAUUGUUCAGAUAUCAGAAGCGCAGAGAAAGAAUAGUGAGCAAAGAGAACAAAAGUAGUUAUCUAAGUAAAAAUGUUGUUUAUUUUCGUAAAGUUAUUAAUUGUUAUAGUAAGGCUUCCAUUUUUCAUAUUUUUUUUUUUUUUGUUUGUUUUGUUCUUCAUUUUUGAAAUUUAAUAUUAGUCAUCAAAUGGAACUUCAUGUAAAAUAAGACUUAUUAUCCCAAUGUUACUAGACAUACAUAAUUGAGACGUUUGAAAUAUAAUAAUUGUUAUUUCUGUAUCUAAAGCUUUAUAUUUUUUUGGAUUAUUAAACUCAUAUAUAUAAUAUAUUUAUUUAGCCUAUAAAUGAAAGUUAUCAUAAAUAAAUAAUAUUUGGCAAACGUUUGUAUUUCGCUUCUUUUACUUAUUUAUACUCAAUUAUUAAUUUUUUUGAAAUUAUUGUAUGUAUACCUUCUUCAAAAUAUCUUUUAU